CGCGCACUACCCGGCAUGCCGCGGGGGGCGGGCUCGAGCCAAGAUGGCGGCGCCGCUGGAGGAGUACGAGAAAGAAGCGGGCUGCGUCCCUGUCCUGCACCCGGAGGAAAUAAAGCCUCAAAGCCAUUACAACCAUGGCUAUAGUGAAUCUCUUGGACGGAAAAGCCACAUUGAUGAUUACAGCACUUGGGACAUUGUCAAAGCCACACAGUAUGGAAUCUAUGAACGAUGUAGAGAGCUGGUGGAAGCAGGUUAUGAUGUACGACAACCAGACAAAGAAAAUGUAACGCUUCUCCACUGGGCUGCAAUCAACAACAGGAUAGAUCUGGUGAAAUACUAUAUAUCAAAAGGUGCUAUUGUUGAUCAACUCGGAGGAGAUCUAAAUUCUACCCCACUUCAUUGGGCAACAAGGCAGGGUCACUUAUCCAUGGUUGUGCAGCUGAUGAAAUAUGGAGCGGACCCGUCACUUAUCGAUGGAGAAGGAUGCAGCUGUAUUCAUUUGGCUGCUCAGUUUGGACACACUUCGAUUGUUGCUUACCUGAUAGCAAAGGGACAGGACGUAGAUAUGAUGGAUCAAAAUGGAAUGACACCUUUAAUGUGGGCAGCUUACAGAACACAUAGUGUGGAUCCAACUCGAUUGCUGCUUACAUUUAAUGUUUCUGUUAAUCUUGGAGACAAAUAUCACAAAAACACAGCAUUGCACUGGGCUGUGCUAGCAGGAAAUACUACAGUUAUUAGUCUUCUGUUAGAAGCUGGAGCUAAUGUUGAUGCUCAAAAUAUAAAGGGAGAAUCACCACUUGAUCUUGCAAAACAGAGGAAAAAUGUUUGGAUGAUCAAUCACCUACAAGAAGCAAGACAGGCAAAGGGAUAUGACAGUCCAUCUUUCCUGAGGAAACUAAAAGCUGAUAAGGAAUUCCGUCAGAAGGUGAUGCUGGGUACUCCUUUCCUUGUCAUUUGGCUGGUUGGGUUUAUAGCAGACCUGGACAUUGAUUCUUGGCUUGUUAAGGGGCUGAUGUAUGGUGGCGUUUGGGCUAUGGUGCAGUUUCUUUCCAAGUCGUUCUUUGAUCACUCCAUGCACAGCGCACUUCCUCUUGGAAUUUACUUGGCAACGAAAUUCUGGAUGUAUGUGACAUGGUUCUUCUGGUUUUGGAAUGAUCUCAAUUUCUUCUUUAUACACCUUCCAUUCCUUGCUAACAGCAUUGCACUUUUCUACAAUUUUGGAAAAUCCUGGAAGUCUGAUCCAGGAAUCAUCAAAGCCACAGAAGAGCAAAAGAAAAAGACAAUAGUAGAACUUGCAGAGACGGGAAGUCUGGACCUCAGUAUAUUCUGCAGUACCUGCUUGAUACGAAAGCCAGUGAGGUCCAAACACUGUGGUGUAUGCAAUCGAUGUAUAGCGAAGUUUGAUCACCACUGUCCCUGGGUGGGGAACUGUGUAGGAGCAGGGAACCACCGCUAUUUCAUGGGAUACCUGUUCUUCCUGCUUUUCAUGAUCUGCUGGAUGAUUUAUGGAUGUAUCUCUUACUGGGGGUUCCACUGUGAGACGAGUUAUGCAAAGGAUGGCUUCUGGACCUACGUUACACAAAUUGCCACCUGUUCUCCAUGGAUGUUUUGGAUGUUUCUAAACAGUGUUUUUCACUUCAUGUGGGUGGCUGUGUUACUCAUGUGUCAGAUGUAUCAGAUAUCUUGCUUGGGGAUCACAACAAAUGAAAGAAUGAAUGCAAGGAGAUACAAGCACUUUAAAGUUACAACAACUACUAUUGAAAGCCCAUUCAACCAUGGAUGUAUAAGGAACGUUAUAGACUUCUUUGAAUUCAGAUGCUGUGGUCUUUUUCGGCCUGUUAUCGUGGACUGGACAAGGCAGUACACAAUAGAAUACGACCAAACUUCAGGAUCAGGCUACCAGCUGGUGUAGCACCACCUCCAUCCUGUGAGCAUAUCAUAUCUGAGUGGUGCCUGGAAAAUUUCCUCUCUCAUCCACGUCCCUUGAAGAGUAGCAUGCUAUGUGUAGGGCUGAUGAUGAAUUAUAAGGUACCUUCUCUUCAGCAAAAUUUCGUUAACAGAAGUAAACAUGGACAGAAUAAACUGCCAAGCCUGAUAAGGAAGAGGAGGAAGAUCAAAAAAAAAGGGAUUUUAACAGUUCUUAAUGUGAGAAUGAUUCGUGACAGCAUAUUCACAGUAUUUCUUGUUGAGUUUAUUUGAGGUCUUUCACAAUGGAGCAUGAGAUUACUGAAGUAUUGACAUAAGUAGUUACAUUGUGCUGGACAGAAAAAUUGAUUUCCCAAUAUGAAUAAUUCCACUGAAACAAGCAUCUAGACUAUCAAACUAAAUUUCAUGAUGCAGAGCUCACUGAUUGCUGUGUUACAGUUCCUGUAAUGUGAGGUUUUAAUGCAGGUUUUCUGUAGUAUAUCCAUUGACAAAUGUGCUUUUCAAUACUGCUGUAAGCAUCAUGUGGGAAUCCCCUGUAACCUCUUAAGUUAGAGCAGUAGGGCACAUCAGGUAAUAUUAAGGAAAAAGACAUUGUCCACGUGUUUUGGUGCUUGUUUUUGCCACCAGUUAGUGAUACAACUGCAUACUUGUGAUAACCCUGUUCUGGCAUUAUACAGCCUGAAAUAAGCAGUUGUGCAAAUAAGGAGAGCUCUUCUGUCAGAGUUAAAGCCCUGCUUUAAAUGCAUGAAAACACCUGUGCAACUGGAUUACAGCAUGUAAUGUUCAGGGGGAAAAAAGUGGAGAAAACAUAAUUUUCUUUGAAAUGAUUGUAUAAGCAAAAAUUACAGCUAGCAGUGUUCCAGUGUCAGGUUUGGUCCUCUCCAUGCAGAGUAACUGGAGACAUGCUGGAAGAGAAAUUGCAUCGGGGGAAACUACAGACGUGAAAGCAAACACUCAGUUAUGGACUGACAAUAUGCUUUUAAGUUGAGUGCAACUGCAGAAGAGCCUAAAUUAGUCUGAAAUGCUUAUUUUGUUUGGAUGUAGUGGAAGCCAAAGUUAAAAGUGAAUGAAAACCCCAUCCUAGCACAUGCAGGAAAUGUAAGGCAGCAUUCUGAAGCAGAUGGUGCACUGGCAUGUGGAAAUCACCCUUUUUUUCUUGAUUUGAGUUCUCAUGCUGCAGGUAUGUUUGGAAGGUAAGGAGUGAUCUGGAAUUGCAUUCCAUAGGGGCUUGAAUGUGAUGCACUGAUUUAUUUUCUUUUUUUUUCUUUUUUUGCUAUGGUGUUUUCAUAAACUCACGGUGAAUUGUUCACUGCUUCCUUAACUAUUGUUUACAGAGAGACUGAGAUUCAGGUUAAUUCUCUUCUAAGUGCUGUAGCAACCCAGUGGUUCAAGAAAUCUGUGAGGGGAGUUUGGGGAGGGACCUGCAAGCAGAUGUCCGAGACCAGUGUAAAGAAUGUGUAUCUGUAUAUAAAUAAUUUAUCAAAUA
This is a messenger RNA of Pogoniulus pusillus (Red-fronted tinkerbird), 3412 nucleotides long. It is a transcript of the gene ZDHHC17, whose product is annotated as zinc finger DHHC-type palmitoyltransferase 17. The record is from RefSeq and is a predicted model, not a curated record. Gene Ontology annotation, biological process: protein palmitoylation. The transcript is spliced from 17 exons. The coding region runs from base 44 to 1912 and encodes 622 amino acids. Gene Ontology annotation, molecular function: protein binding; palmitoyltransferase activity. Gene Ontology annotation, cellular component: Golgi membrane. NCBI's taxonomy places the organism in Eukaryota, Metazoa, Chordata, Aves, Piciformes, Lybiidae.